This is a messenger RNA of Fusarium venenatum, 1113 nucleotides long. RefSeq lists its product as uncharacterized. The record is from RefSeq and is a predicted model, not a curated record. NCBI's taxonomy places the organism in Eukaryota, Fungi, Ascomycota, Sordariomycetes, Hypocreales, Nectriaceae.
AUGCCCUGGUCGGCCUCAUUUCCAGCCUUUGCGAGUCAAGCCUGUCUGGGGAAUGACCAUGGUUAUGGCACUACUGGUACCCCCCUCUCCACUCACUCCCGUCCCAGCCAUCGCGGGGUAGCCCCAUCCCUCGUCCCGGGGUUGGCCGUUACGAGUGACGCCUGCACUACCGGCUUUUGCUCAAGAAACUUCUUAUAUCCCCAUGCUUUGCCUCAUUUUCCUGGUUUCGGUCCUACUGUCAUCGACCCUCGUCACCAGCCGUUCCAUUUUGAUAGACUUUCCCCCCCAACUCUUAUACUUACACAUGCUUGUAAAUUAGAUGACACUGAGCGACCUUCUGCCACCCCAUCCGCUCCCUCGACGCCUCGCAGCCGUAGUCACGCUCGGCCCAUAGUUAUUGACCUACCUCAACUCAAACGCUUUACUUCAGCUCCUGCUCGCACACCUCCUGAGCCUCUAUCUGCACGAGGUGAUUUGCCUGGAGGAUAUUUUCCCCUCCACGAGGAUCCCACCAGUCGUGUGCACCGUCCACACCCAUUCCAGCAUCACCCAGACGCCCGUAUGAGCCGUCUCAUCUCGGAAUCAGGACCAAUCUACGCGGACCGUCCCACUUCACACCCUGCUCAAAGUGCACUCAUGUCUCAAUCAAAUACACCAGUUGCUUCAUAUCUUGCCCCGGGCUUCCAUGACAAUCCACUUCCCAUGGGCAAAUACUAUCCAUCAAAUUAUGAGAGCAGAAAUGGCAAUCAGAGCAAUAUACGGCCUCCCCUAAACGGGACUAUGUCAUCCAAUAUUGGGCCUGAUUCCCAGACAGUCCCUCGCACAAGUAGCCAGUCAACCCCGGAGACAGAGCUCCGUCGCAAGCUGCAGCAGUAUCAACGCGACAUGAUUGCACAAGCAAGUAUGGCUGCCAACGAACUUCUCAGCACUUCGGCCAAGUCGGGCGACAAACCCAGCAUAUCACUCAACUCUCUACCACUCCGUGACUCGCGCUUCGCUACUGCCGGAUCUCACAAACCUAUAUCACCCAGGCUUCUUCCCUUGGGAAGUCCCGGUCCUGUCACUCCAAUGGAUCUUGAGUCCAUCAGCAGUGGUGAUUACUUAAGCCGAUAG